CAGAAUGAAUGUCCUCUUUGUGGCUUCACUGAUGGGUAAGUACUUCUGAUUCUGAUGAAACCGAUAUCAGCAUUUCUGAUCGGCAUGGACUUUCUGCCUGCAUCAUGGUUAGAGUGCAGAAAAAACAUUUGGAAUAUGAAUUGGAGAAACAGGUGUUGAUAAAUUUGGUCUGUGUCCUGGAGGGUGAGAGUAGCUUGAAUCAGAGGACUCUCAAAGGACCAAACUCACGUUCACUUACAUUCAAACAAGAAAAAACUGAAUGGUAGUGGAAAAGGGAGAAUAAAAACGGGAUGAAAGAGCAUUUCCAGGGCAAACAUAUUUUUGUAUGACUUCAGCAUCUUAAUGUUUUGUGCUCCUCAGACUUCAUCCCUUCACUUUGAGAAGAGAUUUAUUAAUUUGCAUCCAAAAAUUCUUCUCCUCUCGACUGGCAAUACACAUUUAUUGAAGUACUGCGGUAGGAAAUUUUGACUUUUCGCGAAAUCAUUUUAAAGACCCAUAGCGCGAAGGUGGCAGUUAAUAGUAGCUUCCGGGAUGUCACCACCUAAUUGAGCAAAAAUACCAUAAUUCAGUUGCAGGAUUUGAGUGAAAUGGUAAGUGGGAUUGGAAAUGGAGCUGGACGGAUGAGAAGGAGAUGGAGGGUCUAAUAGCAGCAAAGCUGUUGUACCGCUCCAGACCACCAAAUGUUAGACUGCUGCGAUGGUGAGAUUAGGGAAUUUACGACUCAUCAUGAACAAAAUGAGGAAAGAAUUGACUUUCUCAAAUCUAUGCUGAAAAAAUAGAAAAAAGAGUAUACAAGGUAGAAAAGAAUAAAACAAAAACCCAAGUGAUGGGUAUUUAAAAGAUGUGUCACAUAUAAAAACUUAAAGGGAGGACCUUAAAAAUCAGAGCAACUGGCUGCAAUGCAGCAUAAGACAAAGGAUAUCACUUGCACAACAAAACAUAGACCAUUGCUGUAUAGGGAAAAAAUACUGAAAAAAAAUGACAUCCAGUUUCAGUAAAGUGGAAGGAAGGCGCAGAAAUGGAACAGUAAGAAGAACAGUUCUUCAAUCAGCUCCUUUUCAAUCUGCCUAUCCUGUAUGAAUUAAUGAUGCUUACUGUUUUUGAAAUGAAAAUGUUGAUGGAAAUGUAUGUCAGCGGCUGUAAUGAGAUCGAAAUAAAUAUUUCCUUUCAAUUAAAAUAUGUAAAACAUCAUCAAAAUCAUCAUGCAAGAAGAACCAGUAUAACAAAGAGAGUACUGUACAAAAAGAUUGUCAUUAGUAGAGUCUUUUGUCAGAUGUAAAUUUCCUCCUGCAUCAUGUGAUGAUUUAUUUUAGUGUUGAUCGAGAGACAGGACAGGACAGGAACUAAAUACAUGUGCAUCUUGUCUGAGAUGAAAAGAUGCCUUGAUGAUUAAUAAGUCGAGGCCCGUGAUUUAAAAUCAGGCCUGGAAAGAAAGCUCUUUUAUUUUAUGUAAUAGAAGUGAACUUAAAAAAUGACCAAAAAUACCAAGAGUGUUUUGACAUUUCAAAAACACAAAAUGUCACAUAUAUAUCGUAAUUGCUUGAUGUCUUUUGCACUUAUAAAUCCAACUCAGAUGCUUUAUUUCAUUCCCAACUAUUCACAAAGCUGUUUCCUUGUAGUCGCAGGAAGCAUCGAAGUAGCUCCAUUUUAUUUUCGUGACGGGGCGGCAGCAUUUGUUGUACCAGCUGCUAUGACUGAAGAGUCUUUGAAGGUCACUCUGUCUCUGCAUCCCUCUGCGUCUCACGUCUUCCUCUACGAGUGUGUUUUAUUCAAGUGUCAAGUCCACAACUCUACUGCUGCUUGGAACUUCCAGUGGUUCAGACACACACCACACACUGCUCUCCGCAUGAACCCCAGAUAUAUGAAAACCUGGGAUAUCUUCACUAUCACAGCAGUGUCGAGAGAGGACGCUGGAAACUACUGGUGCCAAGCUGAUCGCUGGGAUAACAACUCCACCACGGUGCUCCUGAGUCAGGUGGUUAAUCUUAAUGUGUCAGAUCCUCCCUCAUCUUCUCCGGUUUUGACUCAAGACACUCGACAAAUUUUCAGUGGUUCUCAGUCACCUUUUCUAUGUCCUGAGAGCCAGAACAACAGUACAGUUUGGGAACAAAGGUCAUCUGUUGAUGACCACACUGGCGUAAACAGUGACCUCCAGCCUGUCCUCUACUGGUGUGAGAGUGCAGAGGCCCGCAGCAACGCAGUCCUUAUCACUUCAGUGAGCGUUGUUGGUGUCAUUAUCAAGACGCCCAGCUUUGCUGUACCCGAGGGUACAGAGGUGGUCAUCUCCUGUCAAAAUGGGAAGGGAGGGGUGAGAUCCAUGAGGUUCUUCAAAGAUGGCAUUGAAAUCCCCACCAACACGUCCUAUAUAGGACAGAGAACAACAGCCAUAACAUUGGAUCAUGUGACUCUUGCGGAUCAAGGAAUCUAUCAGUGUGCGUCCGAGGAUGGACUGCUGGAGAGUCAAGGAAGCUGGUUAUCAGUCAAAGGGACAGAUUUAAGAGCCUUCAAACAGGGCAGCUGGGAGUGGGCCGCUGGAUCAUGUGUGAUCGUGCUUUUGCUGGUCAUUCCUCUUGGCUCCUGGCUCUGUCAUCUCUACUGGAAACAGGUGUUCAGCGCUCGUAGCUGUUGGAGAGCAUCCAGUCAGAAAACGCUGUCUCCUGGUCUUCCUGUGACUCAGCAGGACACAACAGAAGUUCAGUGGGACCUGGAGAUGUCCAAUCUGCUGGAUAAGCAACAGAAUCCUGGUGCAUGAAGACACAAGGAGAGAAAUCCACCGGUUCUGAAUUGUUUGCAAUAAAAAGUUACACUUAGUGCAGUGACAUUUACAUGGUGCAUGAAAUAGGAAUGAAUUCACAGCAUUCAUUUGCAGAUUAUGCUCUGUCUAUUGAGCAAAGAAACUUCUUCUAUUUCUCCUGGGGAAGACAGAGCCGUUGUAAUGCAGUGAGAGAGGAUGUACCUCAGCCCCUCCCAGAUAAACCCUCUCUUUUUAGGAGUUUCCUUGGCUCUUUUGGCUCAGCUCUAGUCCAGAACAAGAGGCUUUAGAUAUGAAAACAAUAAUUAGAGCUUUCU
Synchiropus splendidus (mandarinfish) is the source of this 3069-nucleotide messenger RNA. RefSeq lists its product as uncharacterized. The transcript is spliced from 8 exons. Lineage: Eukaryota; Metazoa; Chordata; Actinopteri; Syngnathiformes; Callionymidae. Gene Ontology annotation, molecular function: transmembrane signaling receptor activity. The record is from RefSeq and is a predicted model, not a curated record. Gene Ontology annotation, biological process: cell surface receptor signaling pathway. The coding region runs from base 1472 to 2752 and encodes 426 amino acids.